This is a messenger RNA of Scophthalmus maximus (turbot), 2265 nucleotides long. RefSeq names its product ataxin 7 like 3b (gene atxn7l3b). Gene Ontology annotation, biological process: regulation of transcription by RNA polymerase II; positive regulation of DNA-templated transcription. Gene Ontology annotation, cellular component: DUBm complex; SAGA complex. Gene Ontology annotation, molecular function: transcription coactivator activity. The transcript has 9 exons. Bases 756 to 1361 code for a protein of 201 amino acids. Lineage: Eukaryota; Metazoa; Chordata; Actinopteri; Pleuronectiformes; Scophthalmidae. The record is from RefSeq and is a predicted model, not a curated record.
GACUCUGGAUAUCACCAACAUUACGAAUAGUGGCAGGAGAAAAUCUGAACUCUGGCUCCAUUUAUUAGCUUUUUCUGGGGUUUCAACCACAUACACAGACAAACACAAACAAACUGAGUUGACCCAUUAAUGAUCUCUGAUGUUAUAUGUGGAUGUUUAGUUGUGUGAAUGAUCUUAAUAUAGGGGGCAAAAUAGAGGAAGGAAAGGAGAAAUAAAUUAUAUAUUAUUAAAUUGUAUUGUUUUAAAUGCUAGGUGCAUACAUGGUACAGCACUGUUGUUGGGGAAAUGGUCCCAGCAACACUUUAAUUCAUUUGUAAGAAAACAGUACAGCCUCACUCCUGUAUCUUUGUUGGUACUUCAGCUUGUUUACCUAUCUCAAUAGAUCAUCUGAGAGCAAAUUCUCACAUUUGAAAGCAGUAUUCACUGAGUUGAAGAGGGAGAGAGAGAGAGAGAGAGAGAGAGAGAGAGAGAGGGAAGCCCCGAGCAGCGCAGCAGAGGAAGCGCUCGGCCCGAAGUGGUCGUUCGGCGCUCGAUUGCUCCGGUCUGAUCUCCCCUGACGUAAAGAUGGAUGCCUGCCGAAACAGGUUAUAACGAGGGACGUGACUCCCCGGAGGAUCUCAACGUGCAGCUUGUGUGUGUGUGUGUGUGUGUGUGUGUCAGUGUGUGUGUCUCCUAUCUGCAGCCCUGUUCCGGCCGAUGCCUGCUGCGCUACAGCAUGACCACAGCAGUGUCGGCUCAUCUCGUAGUUCUGGCCAAUGAAAAUGGAGGAGGUGUCAAUGUCCAGCCUGGACAACAGCAAGCUGGAGGGCCUAGCUCAGGACAUCCUGUCUGACCUGGUGGAGGACGCAUGCCUGGGACUUUGCUUCGAUGUCCACCGGGCCGUCAAGCAGGGUUAUUUUUUCCUGGAUGACACGGACCAAGAAAGCAUGAGGGACUUUGAAAUUGUGGACCAGCCAGGAUUGGACGUGUUUGGCCAGGUGUACAACCAGUGGAAAAACAAGGAGUGCGUCUGUCCCAACUGCAGCCGAAGCAUUGCUGCAUCACGCUUCGCCCCACACCUGGAGAAAUGUCUGGGGAUGGGACGCAACAGCAGCCGCAUAGCCAACCGCAGAAUAGUCACUGGUAAUAACGCAAACAACAAAUCAGAGAGUGACCAAGAAGAUAAUGACGACGUCAAUGAUAAUGACUGGUCUUAUGGGGCAGAAAAGAAAGCAAAGAAAAGGAAAUCUGAUAAGAAUCCAAACUCACCCAGAAGAUCCAAAUCAUUCAAGCAUAAGAGCAGCAUGAUGGGUCCUAGACGUCGAAUGGACAACCAGGAGAGCCCACGCAUGCUAAUGAAAGAUGAGGCAUUCCCUCAAUAAAACACUCAGCCACAAACACAUUCUCUCAACAUCAUGUGUGUGUGUGUCGCAUACACACACACUUGCACGGGGAAGACCAAUAAUGGGUCACCUUUGGUUCUUUAUGAUGUGAUGUGAUGUCAAUGGACGUUGAUAUUAUAGGCGACAUUUAUGGUAUUUGCUGCUCUGCACGAGCGGUCCAGACCUCCUACUGUAUACUUGACAGUUUUUUUUGUUUAUCCUCCACAAAGUCAUCCACUCAUCUUUUUUUUUUGUUCAGUUAGUUUUGUUUCAGUUAUUUUUUUCAGCAGUCUAAAAUUAUGAAUAUCACCAUACAUGUUUGACUGCACAGAGGGAGAUUCUGAUGUAGAUGCAUUUAAUGGCCUGAGCAGAGGCAGCUCUGUUCACAUACAAUUAUGUUGUUUCUUAAAAUACAGAAAUGAUCAGGCAUUAGUUGUACUUAGAUUUCCUCACCUGUUAAAAAUCUCAUUCUUUGAAAAAUACCGAAGACAAUCUGUAUUAAUGGUCUGUCUUUUUAUUUUCACAUUCACUUUCAGGCUCAUAGAUCUCCAGUUGAAUUAUAAUCCUGUGUGUGCGUGUGUGUGUGUGUGAGAGAGAGAGAGAAGCAACUCAGCAUGUCAUUCACCUGUGGAAACUUCUUCUGAAAAUGUUCAGUAAAUGAACCCCUAAUUUUACAAGCAGGUAUUUAACUGCAGAAAGCAGGGUUUUUUUUAAUUCAGUUUUGGUGGAUAGACCAGCUUGUUUUCUAGCAUUCAAACAUGUCUUUGUAUCAUGUGUUUACAUUGUAAAGGGUGACAUAUAUCCUUUGUGUGAUGUGUUAGUGUAAAUAUUCCAAUAGUUGAAUUGCUGCUAUCAUGGCUCAGUUUGUUUCAUCUGUCUAGCAUAAUAAAUGAUUUGUUACCUC